AUGCGUUGUCUGCGAGAGAGGCGGGCGCCUCUUGUCGGGGUGGGCUGCAUGUGCUUUCGUGCCUGCAUGGAGUGGGGGCAGGUCGAGGAGGAACGGUUAAAAAGCGACAUUUCUCCCAGUGACUUUGGGAGGAGGGUGACGGACCGGCGCUGUCGCUGCCGCUGCCAGUGCCACUGCCACUGCCACUACUGCUUUUGCUAUCAUUCCGUUACGCCUGGUCGCUUCAGCAACUGGGCAUGGGUCACCUCGGGCCAAGGCGACUGGGGGUUUGGGCCGACUUGUAUCGACUGUCCGAUGGACACAUCUGCCGCCGAGUCGGAGGGAGGGUCGGAGGCUGGAGACGAAGUGAAGACCGGCAAGACAACCGACUGA
Molecule: messenger RNA, 372 nt
Organism: Protopolystoma xenopodis
Lineage: Eukaryota; Metazoa; Platyhelminthes; Monogenea; Polystomatidea; Polystomatidae
Source: the annotation of a GenBank genome assembly